AUAGAGGGAAUCCUUUACCUUUCAUCAUCAUACUGAAACAGCAGUGAUUGUGUUUCACUUCCAUGUGUGUGCUCUUCAAUAAACCCACGCCCUUUCCCCUCCCAUCUCUUCCCGUGACACUUUAACCUCUCUUUUAUUUUAUAUAUAUAAACACUUCCAAUCCAAAUUAUGGCAUUCAACCAAACGCCCAAGUCCCAUCCUAUCCCAUCCAUCAAUCCCCCUCCUAAUUACACUCAUUAAACACAUCUUACCCGCUUUAAUUUCUUUGUCUCCUUCUGUUGCAGACGAGUUGUUCGAUAAAAUGCCAAGUACGGAAUCGUUUCUGAGGCAGAUAAGUAGUAGAAGGGGGGAGGGAUCUUCUAGAUCAACUUCCAGGAGGUGGGGUGGGGAGUUUAGGAGAACUGAAGGUGAAGAGCGUGUCAGUGAAGGGAGUUUCUGGCAUCAGAAGAUGGAGGCCGGUGGUGUCAACAGUAUGCAUGGGAUUGAUAAUGGUGGGAUGUCAAGAAGGAAGAGGGUGAUGGUUGUGGUGGAUCAUACUUCACAAUCUAACCAUGCAACCAUGUGGGCUCUCACUCAUCUCGCUAACAAGGGGGAUGUUCUUACUCUUCUUCAUGUCAUUACAAACUCCUCUACCGACUCUUCUUCUGCUGCAGACUCUGCUUCCUCUUUUUGUGCUAGCUCUCUUGGUUCUCUCUGUAAGGCUUCUAGACCUGAGGUCGAGGUGGAAGUGCUGGUAAUUGAGGGGCCGAAGCUAGCCACAGUGAUGAACCAAGUCAAGAAACUAGAGGUGUCGGUGCUGGUUGUGGGACAGAGAAGGCCAUCCUUAUUCAGCUGCUUUUGUGGGAGUGGUGGGGCGGGCGAUUUGGUGGAACAGUGCAUAAACAAUGCAGAGUGUUUGACGAUUGGUGUAAGGAAGCAGAGUAGAGACAUGGGUGGGUAUGUAAUCAACACUAGAUGGCAGAAAAAUUUCUGGCUCCUUGCUUAAGUUUUUAGAAGAGUUAGAGGCUGACCCUCUUUGGAAGUAAGUUAUAAUGUAAUCUAAUGAAUAUAACCUAAGACUACUGCAAUCUGUAAAACCAUCUACUAACAAGUUUAUCAUCAUCCUAUGCCGUAACCAUAUGAAAUUGAACUUUCUAGUCUAACAAUCUAUAAGAAUCAAGAAUAAGAGUUUUUCAAUUGUGUGAA
Cucumis sativus (cucumber) is the source of this 1185-nucleotide messenger RNA. RefSeq lists its product as uncharacterized. The transcript is spliced from 3 exons. The record is from RefSeq and is a predicted model, not a curated record. NCBI's taxonomy places the organism in Eukaryota, Viridiplantae, Streptophyta, Magnoliopsida, Cucurbitales, Cucurbitaceae. The coding region runs from base 302 to 985 and encodes 227 amino acids.